AGCAACAGUCUGCGUGGCCCGCGGUGAGAUAACCGCCUCCCUCAGAGCGCACCUGUAUAAGAAAGGAGAUGUCGGACACCUACAUCAUCCCCAACAACCCGACCAGCAUCAGGUCCUGAACGCUUCCUUGAAAGUCGAGACACCAGCUCAGAUGUCCGCCACACAAGCUACAAACACUUCAGAGCAGACCCAGGAGACAGAGGCCGAUGGCCAGGAGAACGUUACGCGUGUACCUCGACGAACACCCAUGGCAUGCACCUUCUGCAGAGGUCGCAAGUUGAAGUGUGACGGUCAGCCGACUUGCGCGAAUUGCAAUCGUCGGGGUCUCGUGUGCGAAUAUGUCCCAGUAUCGUCGCAGAAGUAGGGGACCUACGUAUCACGCACUGGACUGAUUUACAUUUAAGGGAGUCCUAUGAGUUAUCUGUAUAUGCCGCAGUCAGCUAGACCUAAUUUGAGGUUAUUCACGUUACCUGCCA
Messenger RNA from Rhodofomes roseus, 476 nucleotides. RefSeq lists its product as uncharacterized. The record is from RefSeq and is a predicted model, not a curated record. Gene Ontology annotation, cellular component: nucleus. Gene Ontology annotation, molecular function: zinc ion binding; DNA-binding transcription factor activity, RNA polymerase II-specific. The coding region runs from base 152 to 364 and encodes 70 amino acids. Gene Ontology annotation, biological process: regulation of DNA-templated transcription. Lineage: Eukaryota; Fungi; Basidiomycota; Agaricomycetes; Polyporales; Fomitopsidaceae. The transcript has 4 exons.